AUGUCUGCUACAACCACCAUAACCCAGACGGCCUCGACCAAUCCAAACCUGCACGGCUUUGGUCGGAUGCGCGUCGACGGGACCGAUCAGCAAUUCGGUGAUUUCCGUGACCAACUGACCCGUGAUGGCUUUGCCAUUGUCAAGGGCGCUAUUCCUCGUGAAAGGGCUCUGAAGUAUGCAGAUGAGAUGCAUUCGUGGUUGGAGAACUUCAAUCUAGGCUACGACCGCAACGAUCUCUCGACCGUCCACAAGGACAAUCUUCCCCUUAUCAACGAGAAGGGCAUGUGUCUCCAUUAUGGCCUCCCACACGAGAAAUUUGUGUGGGAUAUCCGAAGCGAGCCAGGAGUUGUCGCGGCUUUUGAGAAGAUCUACGACGAUGAAGACCUCAUUGUAUCUUUUGAUGCUAUCAACUUCCAAUUCCCCAACCGUACAGAUAUUGCACCCAACAAGCCUUGGCCUCACCAGGAUCAAGACCCGGAGAAGCAUGGCUUCCGUUGCAUGCAAGGCUUGGUAAAUACCCUACCCAACGGACCAGAGGAUGGAGGCUUGAUCGUCUGCCGAGGCGGCCACCUACUAUCCGAGCAGUUCCAUAAAGAGAUGGCCGAUGAAGAAAGGAUCCCAGCCUGGACACCCGAGUGGUACGGUUUCACCGAGCGAGGCCAGAAGUGGCUCGAAGACCACGGAUGCACUUGGGAGAAAGUGUGCGCUGAACCGGGUGAUCUCUUGCUCUGGGACUCACGCACGCCGCACUACAACCUAAGCCCGAAGAACGACCAGCCCCGCUUCGCGGUUUACACUUGCUUUAUGCCGGUCGCAGAUGCGUCGCAGGACGAUCUCUUGCGAAAGAAGGACGCCUUUGAUCGACGUGUUGGUACCACGCAUUGGCCUAAUGCAAAGCAUACUGGAUCCAAUGUUGCUCAGCGUGAUGGAAAAGAGGAUCCGCAUAAUCGCGCUGUGCCGGUCAAUGACCCAGUCCUGAGCGAGCGGGCCUUUAAGUUGACUGGCAUUCCAUACAUUAAGGAUCAGGACGAAGCGACUAUCAAGCAGACCACCGCGACAGCUUGA
Penicillium atrosanguineum is the source of this 1065-nucleotide messenger RNA. RefSeq lists its product as uncharacterized. The record is from RefSeq and is a predicted model, not a curated record. Lineage: Eukaryota; Fungi; Ascomycota; Eurotiomycetes; Eurotiales; Aspergillaceae. The transcript is spliced from 3 exons. The coding region runs from base 1 to 1065 and encodes 354 amino acids.